AAACAGUCAUUGUAGUACAUGUUAUAUUCAUAGUUGGAUUAGUUGGUUUUUAUACAAGAUUAGAAAUUAUGAGUGCGAUGCCAGUAACUUCUUCUACCCUUUUACCGCUUGAAUUGGUGGAUAAAUGUAUAGGUUCUAGAAUUCACAUAAUAAUGAAAAAUGACAAAGAGAUUGUCGGAACAUUAUUGGGCUUCGAUGACUUUGUCAACAUGCUACUUGAAGAUGUUACUGAAUAUGAAACAACUCCUGAAGGCAGACGUAUAACAAAACUGGAUGAAAUUUUGUUAAAUGGAAAUAAUAUCACAAUGCUUGUUCCUGGGGGUGAAAUGCCUGAGUGACCAUGAAUGCAAAAAACCAUACUUAUGCAUGAUAAUAGUUAGGUUAGUAUGUUUGUAUCUUUGUUUAUUCUGAGAUAUUACAAAAGUAAAUUAUUAUUUACUACAUUUCACAAUUCAAUAUGUCCUAAUGUUCUACAUGAGCAAGUCUAAGUAAAACUCAAUUAUCUCUUUAUAUAUAACAUUACCAGAAUAAAUAUGUUCCUGUAGUAAA
Molecule: messenger RNA, 549 nt
Organism: Leptinotarsa decemlineata (Colorado potato beetle)
Lineage: Eukaryota; Metazoa; Arthropoda; Insecta; Coleoptera; Chrysomelidae
Product: U6 snRNA-associated Sm-like protein LSm5
Biological process (GO): mRNA splicing, via spliceosome
Cellular component (GO): Lsm1-7-Pat1 complex; U6 snRNP; U4/U6 x U5 tri-snRNP complex
Molecular function (GO): RNA binding
Source: RefSeq, a predicted model, not a curated record